Messenger RNA from Podarcis muralis (Common wall lizard), 933 nucleotides. RefSeq names its product olfactory receptor 13H1-like. The record is from RefSeq and is a predicted model, not a curated record. Gene Ontology annotation, cellular component: membrane. Gene Ontology annotation, molecular function: olfactory receptor activity; G protein-coupled receptor activity. Gene Ontology annotation, biological process: G protein-coupled receptor signaling pathway. Lineage: Eukaryota; Metazoa; Chordata; Lepidosauria; Squamata; Lacertidae.
AUGAGAGAGGAAAAUGAUACAAUGGUAACCGAAUUCAUUUUGAUAGGACUCUCGGAUCACCCCAGAGCUCAGAAGGUCCUCUUCUGCCUACUUCUGGUUGUCUAUUUCAUUACCCUCUUUGGCAAUGGUCUGAUGGUGGUGGUAAUUAUUGCUGACUCACACCUCCACACUCCUAUGUACUUCUUCCUCAGCAAUCUCUCUUCAAUAGAUAUUUUCUACAUCUCCAGCAGUGUACCACAGAUUUUAGUCAAUUGCUUCAUUGCUAGAGCUACCAUUCCUGUUACAAAUUGUUUGACCCAAAUGUACUGUGGACUCUUCCUUGGGAUGACUGAGUGCUUUCUUCUGGCUGUCAUGGCAUAUGACCGUUUUGCUGCUGUGUGUCAUCCCCUUCAUUACACCUUAAUCAUGAACAGUAGGCUCUGUAUCAGUUUAGUAGCCUCAUCCUGGAUUAUUGCUUUUCUGCUGGCUGUGGUCCCUGUAUUUUUCAUACCAGUAAGCUUUUGUGGCCCUAAUAUCAUCAAUCAUUUUUCUUGUGAAGCCCAGGCAGUCCUUAAAUUGGGCUGUUCCAAUGCCCGCAUCAAUGAGAUCUUCUCAAUUGCUCGGGCUAUUCCAGUUCUUGUUGUUCCCUUUCUUUUCAUCAUGGUGACUUACAUUCGCAUUGGCCAGGCAGUGCUGAAAAUCCGAUCAGCACAAGGUCGAAGCAAAGCGUUCUCCACCUGUGGCUCCCACUUGAUUGUGGUCAGUAUAUUCUAUGGCUCAGCCAUGUCCAUGUAUCUUCAGCCACAUGGUAGACCCUCUUCUGAUCGGGACAAGCUGAUCUCUGUACUGUAUGGGGCACUGACCCCUAUGCUAAAUCCCAUGAUUUACAGUUUGAGAAACAAAGAUGUAAAGGGGGCUGUGUACAGAUUGAUUGGGAAGAAUCCACCAGAAUAA